AAAUAACGCUGGUCUUUGUGUUGUUUACAGGGCAGUGACGGAUCCUCGGGACGGACGGGCGGGUGGCGCUGAAGAAGAUGCCCAAUGUGUUUCAGACCCUGGUGUCCAGCAAGAGGGUGUUCCGUGAGCUGAGGAUGCUGUGUUUCUUCAAGCACGAGAAUGUGUUGUCAGCGUUGGAUAUCCUACAGCCGCCCCAUCUUGACUUCUUCCAGGAGAUUUACGUCAUUACGGAGCUGAUGCAGAGUGACCUCCACAAGAUCAUCGUGUCGCCACAGCACCUUUCCGCAGACCACGUCAAGGUGUUCCUCUACCAGAUCCUCAGAGGCCUCAAGUACCUACACUCCGCUCGGAUCAUCCACAGAGAUAUCAAGCCGGGCAACCUACUCGUCAACUCCAACUGCGUGCUGAAGAUCUGUGACUUCGGACUGGCGCGGGUGGAGGAGCCUGACGAGAGCAAGCAUAUGACACAGGAGGUGGUGACGCAGUACUACCGUGCCCCAGAGCUCCUGAUGGGGGCCCGCCACUACACGCAGGCCGUCGACGUGUGGUCCGUGGGUUGCAUCUUCGGGGAGCUGCUCGGACGCCGUAUUCUCUUCCAGGCGCAGAGUCCCGUCCAGCAGCUGGAGAGAAUAACAGACCUACUGGGGACCCCAAACCUGGAGGACAUGAAGUAUGCCUGCGAGGGAGCUGUGACCCACAUGCUGCGCCGCCCCUCCAAGCCCCCCGCCUUGCCUGCCCUCUACACCCUCUCCAACCACGCCACCCACGAGGCCGUCCACUUACUCACUCAGAUGCUCGCCUUUGACCCUGACAAGCGGUUGACGGUGACGGAGGCGUUGGCUCACCCUUACCUGGAUGAAGGCCGUCUCAGGUACCACUCCUGCAUGUGCAACUGCUGCGCCUCCACCUCCUGUGGCAGCCGCCAGUACACCCUGGACUUUGAGCCCACUGCGCCGCACGCCUUUGAUGACACCUGGGAGAAUGAGCUUCGGUCCAUGUCCCAGGUGAAGGACCGCCUGCACAGGUUCAUCAUGAGCCACCUGGCGCGGGACCGGGUUCCUCUCUGCAUCAAUCCAAUGUCUGCUGCGUACAAGAGCUUUGCUAGCUCCACGGUGGCCCACCCUUCGGAACUUCCGCCGUCCCCACACCAGUGGGAUUGACAGGACGCCAAGCACUAGGCUUCAAGGACUUGAUGAGUACAGUGUACAGGAAGGCACCUGGUGGAAGCUAACAAGAAGCAAGAAUGUGAAUGUGAGUGGAUAGAGACAAUGACUUGCUACUAUAAUGAUAUUGUAGAGAGAGAGAGAGAGAGAGAGAGAGAGAGAGAGAGAGAGAGAGAGAGAGAGAGAGAGAGAGAGAGAGAGAGAGAGAGAGAGAGAGAGAGAGAUCCCAUGUGAGUGACUAACUUAAGAUAACAGUCAUUUGUAGUGUUGUAAACUUUAUCUUUGGCAUGCAGCUUGGCUGUUGGUGAGGUGAGUGAUACUUUUAUUCAGCUGAAUCAUUCAGAACUCUUGCAUUUUCCAUGCCUUGGAAUAUGCUACAAGAGAACUUUGUAAGUCAGCAUGAACUCAGAAGUGAUUAAGAGUAGAUAUGAAUCUUGAAGGCUUUCACUGGGGAGGCCAAACAUGUGCAUGGACAGCAGCUGGAGGAUGUGAUGAAUAGCGAGGCUCCUGUGCCAGUUCCUUAGUCAAGAAAAAAAUCACUGCCAAGUACACUGAGGAUGAAAUGGCCAAUCCUAAUGGAGGUUGUGUCAGUUUCGAUCCUCUAAAUCAUGUUUUCAGGUAUAAGGAUCAAAGGUUUGUCUUCUGAUAACAACAGGAGAUAACUGAGGCUUGCAAGGUGAGGAUGGGGAACUCCAUCCUUGCAUCAGCCUUGUUAGAUGAGGCUGGGGAGCUCCACCCUCUUGACAACCUUGCUCAACCAAUAAUGAUCUCCAGCCCAGCAUCUCACUGCAAGGCCAACGACACUACAAGGUUGCUCAAGCCAGCAUCAUGAGCACUGCCACUCCUCCUGCCAGUCCACUGCCUCCUCUCACAGCCUCUGUUGUCUCUCAGGAAGAUUUCUGCAGUUGAAGGAAAACAUUAUUGAUAAGAAGUGUGACUAACUUUUGCUUAGAAGACAACAUUAGGUUUGUGAUGAUGGUGGUGGUGGUAAUGGUGGUAACAACUGGUGGCAGUGUGUUUCAGAUCUUAACUCACACCAGACUCUCCACCAGUGGAAGAGAAGGAAGAGAGAUAAGAAGAGAGUCCUUUGGCAGUCUUUAGUUGCCCAGAACAUUUUUAGUUACAUUAAUCUACCUUCAAGAGAUUUACAUUUCCAAGUAAUGCUUGUUUGUCCCACAAAGUGAUACUUGAUGCUGUCUGCAGCAAUAUAAUGUGAUAUGUUUCCUCUUUCAUCGUCAUAUCUCAUUUCACACCAUAACAAGUGAUCAGUACUUCAGAAGUCACAUUUAAACUUUCAGCCCAAAAAACUCAGGAAUGGCAACAUGCACAAGUGCUUUUGUUUCCUUUUGCCAGGAUCACAUGCCUGUGGCUGUGGUCCCUUAGGGCUGUCUCUCUAUAUAUCGCAAGUCCACUUUCUUCCUACUAUGAAUGGAUGUCAUUAAAGACAGUUGUAUUAAUUUCAAUUCAAACAUAGCAGGAAUUUAAGCCUGAAUUUUUGUUCUUUCGUUUCUUUUUUUUUUAUGCAUAUAGGUUCAAGAGAUCAUUUUGUGUGUGCAAUGAGGUGUCAGUUUGCAAUAAUCUUAAAAUGCCAUUUGAUUUUAAUUUAAAGUUAUGUUGUAGCUCAGUGAAUGAGCUUUGAUGGCAGCCACAACCAGGAACUUGUGAGUCUGUGAUAAUUCUCCCCACCUGAGAGGAGUGUGUUCCCCUAAUGCAGUGCUCAGCCCGUGUUCAGGAGCCCUCAUUGAGAGGCUUAGGCAGGAUAAUUAGGUUGAAAGGUGCUUUCUAUUUCAGAAGUGGUCUCAGAAAGUUAUGGAAAUCUUACCUCAUGACACUUUUCUUAUUUAAGAGUAUGAUUUAAAGAAAUUGGGUAUGAAUUUUGGCAUGAAAACCAAAAAUUGUGGUAAUUACUUAUGUUUUGAUGAUGCAGAUGUGUAGACACCUGAUGGAAUGUUCAGGUGUGGUGUGGGGUGAGCAGCAAUAGGCUUUUAAUCAUAAUCAUUUUUAUUAUUAAGGAUGAUGGCCUCAGUGCAGUGUAGAGAGGACCAACAGAGAUCAGAACCUCAAGCAGAAACGUGAUUUAUCCCGAGCAGCAUUUACUGCCCUGGCAAGAAUUGUUUGUCGUAGUUCCUCAUUUUGAUAUGGAAGCUGUUACGUACAGUGGCUGUACUUCCUUUUAUUUGUUUGUCAACUCCUAGUAGUUAUUUUGAAAUUUUGUUUUGAUGAUUUUCAGGCUGAUUCUGAUGAUAGGUUUGCCCACAGUAUACACAGACUACCUCAGAUGAUUUUCAUAGUCUCCACUAGUACUAUUGUCUACCAUGUUUGUUUUGUGUUGUAAGUGUUGAGCCCUCACAUGGAAGGAGCACAAGAGUGUUGAUGUCUUGUCACAGCCACAGCAGAGCAGUGUGUCUUGUUGUGGCUGCUAGGACACAGCCCUGCUGGCUGCUGUGGGACAUGAACUGCAUCCUGUUGUAGGAUGCUCAUUGUCUUGCCAUCAGUGUUGCAGGACAUUUACAGCAUUCUGCUGUGGCUGUUGCAGGAUAGAUAAACACACACACACACACACACACACACACACACACACACACACACACACACACACACACACACACACACACACACACACACACACACAGCCUUCUACAGGACACACACACACUCAAUGAAACCUUCAGGACGGUGCUCAGCUCAGGGCUGACAGAGGAGGAAGAGAAGGAGCCAAGUAUCUGCUCAAAGACCUUUAAAGAAACUCGCAGUGGUUUCCAGCAACAUGAGAAAAGGCUUUUAUUUGUAUGCUUCUCUUUAUUGUAUGCAAAUGUAGAAAGACAGUCAGGAUGACUACAGUCUGUUGCUAUGAAUUUUCUCAUCACUUAAUAGCUAAUUUGACUGAUAUUUUUUUCUGUUGUAGCUGCAUUUAUCCUGAGAUCAACUCUUGUAUAUGAUGACAAUGUGUGACAAUAUUCGCAUGAAGGGUGUGUGUUUGUGAGUGUGCAUGUGUGCAUGUGUCCCUGCAGACCCUGACUGAGGUGUUCCUGCUGGAGGCUCAGGGCUGUGGCCCUGUGUAUCCUUGAGGGAGGGGCAGCCUGAGUCUUGAGUUUAUGAUGUACCUUUGUCUGUAUUAACCAAGAAAUAGCCUUCCUGGUUACAAAGGAAGAGGGAUUAUCCUCUGUGAGGUUACUUCCUAAGAACAGACCUGUUGGUGUUAUGUUGGGUCUGAAGUAAAGGAUCUCCAUUACAACUCCCGGCCAGGAUGGUCCUGAGCGGCACCGUGCUGGCCGGGGCUGACUGAUUACUGUAGAUAUUAUCUGUAGUAGUGCUGCUCAUCAUGCUGUGAGGAUGCUGGUCACUGGGUGCAAUUGAAAAUAAGAUUUUGGAAAUUUGCAUGGGGAUAAAUUUUUAAAAAAUGUGCCUACAAUUUGUCCUUGAUAUAACUCAAGGUUGUUUUAUAAUCCGGUAUUGAGACCAGAACACAGAAUUUCAAAAAAAUUACAAAGCAUUUUAAUUUUAUGGGCUACUUUUAUAUCAUAUGAAAGUAAUUUAAAAUAUUAACAUAACUACUGAAGUUCUGCAAAAUUCUUUGGAGGGGUUGCAUCCUGGGCCUGGCUUGCGUGAGCUGAAGUGUGUAUAAAGGCAAGUUUUGUACGUUUUUACCAAAUGUAGUGAAGUGUUUUGGUGUGUCCACCUGCUGUGUUGCUCGGGGUUAACUGUGCUGGGUCACCAACUUGUAGAGGACUAAUACUCCAAGUCAUGAGCUACAGCAUGUCAUUGAGUAUCUCUAGACCUUUGUCUUAUCAUUGGUCCUGCAGUGAAUCAGAAGAGCUGCUCGACAUAAUGUUGCAGUUUUUGCUGCUGAUAGUUAGUGCAGUGGCCCUCACCUGCCUCAUCUGUUGACUGUAAGACUGUUGCCAUCAUUUGAUGAGGUGCAGAUGUCAGCUUAACAGGAAGCACAUCUUGUUAAGGCUGAGAGCAACUGUAAGAAAAUCAGCAAGAAGAAUGCCCUUGGCUGCACAUUGUGUGUGUGGGGUGAGGGUGUUGGCUUCCUUGGCGACAUGAGGUGUGAUGGUGGUAGCUGUUAAGGCAGUUGUCCAGCACCUAGAAUGGCGCUCAGUGGUGUCAUGUUGCAAUAUUACUGGAAGGCAAGAAUGUUCAUUGCCUUAUAACAAUGUCUCGCCGAGCAUUUGUCAACUGAACAUUGUCAUAACUGCCUACAUUUUGGUGUAUUCUUUUAAGCAUUAUGCCCAUCUUGGUCAUACGUGAUAAUAAAAUAAUUUUUAUA
Scylla paramamosain (green mud crab) is the source of this 5436-nucleotide messenger RNA. Its product is annotated as serine/threonine-protein kinase NLK-like. Gene Ontology annotation, cellular component: cytoplasm; nucleus. Lineage: Eukaryota; Metazoa; Arthropoda; Malacostraca; Decapoda; Portunidae. The transcript is spliced from 9 exons. Gene Ontology annotation, molecular function: ATP binding; MAP kinase activity. The record is from RefSeq and is a predicted model, not a curated record. The coding region runs from base 78 to 1160 and encodes 360 amino acids. Gene Ontology annotation, biological process: intracellular signal transduction; protein phosphorylation.